GCUUACGUCACCGCGGCGUCACAGGGCGCAUGCGCGUUCCUGAGGCUCCGCUCCGCUUCGCUCGCCGCUCACCGGGACCGGAGCCGACGCAGCCGCGGCGCACGCGCAGCGCGGCGUCCUUCGCCGCGUCCUCUAACUGGCGGCUGUAGGCGCCCGGCGCUCCGUGCGCACAUGCGCGCGGCUGCCCGCUGUCCGGCGGCGGAGGGCGGGCUGGGGCGUUUCGCGCAGCGCGGCCAUGGCGGGGGCGCUGAGGAAGACCACUGGACUUGUAGGACUGGCCGUAGCUGAAAACCCUCAUGAGCGCCUGCGAAUACUGUACACAAAAAUCCUUGGUGUCCUGCAGAACAUUCCCAAAGAUGCAGCAUACAGGAAAUACACUGAGCAGAUUGUAAAUGAGCGAUUUAAUUUGGUGCAAACAGAGACUGACGUGCAAAAGCUACAGGACAAACUGAAUAGUGGUCAUAUAGAAGAAGUCAUUUUACAGGCUGAAAGUGAGCUUUCCCUGGCAAGAAAAAUGAUGCAGUGGAAACCAUGGGAGCCUCUAGUUGAAGAACCUCCUUCUGACCAGUGGAGAUGGCCAAUCUAAUUUUCAAAAUGGUGUAAGCUCUUGAGAGUAAAAAAAAAAAGUUAAUUAUUAAUCUAUUAUUUCUGACAGCUGUCCUUAAAUAUAACUUCAUAAAAACAUGUUUCAUCCCAGUGUCCCUUUAUAUUUAGCAAUCUAAAGACUGCUUCCAAUUCUUUGGAAAAACAGUUUUUGGAAAAUUCUUUCCAGCUGUUAUACAACCUUUGGUUUAUUUCCUUUAGUAAUUUAUUAUUAACGGGGUAUUUGUGCGGUGUUAUUUUUAUAAUCUGCUUUUGUAUGUUAACAAAUACAGAUAUUACAGGCCAUUUGAAAUCA
This is a messenger RNA of Strigops habroptila (Kakapo), 898 nucleotides long. It is a transcript of the gene NDUFA5, whose product is annotated as NADH:ubiquinone oxidoreductase subunit A5. The transcript is spliced from 5 exons. The record is from RefSeq and is a predicted model, not a curated record. Lineage: Eukaryota; Metazoa; Chordata; Aves; Psittaciformes; Psittacidae. The coding region runs from base 236 to 586 and encodes 116 amino acids. Gene Ontology annotation, biological process: respiratory electron transport chain.